Molecule: messenger RNA, 1273 nt
Organism: Carya illinoinensis
Lineage: Eukaryota; Viridiplantae; Streptophyta; Magnoliopsida; Fagales; Juglandaceae
Product: probable calcium-binding protein CML11
Exons: 2
Coding region: 375-866 (163 amino acids)
Molecular function (GO): enzyme regulator activity; calcium ion binding
Source: RefSeq, a predicted model, not a curated record
UCCAAGUAGAUCUCGGAUCUUUUAAAGCUUCCUUGCUUCAGGGUACACGUACACAGACAAAGUUAUUUCUCUCUCUCUCACAAAUCAUAGAUAGGAAAGUGCAAAGUUAAGAGUGGUUCUGUUCGGUGUUUCCUACGAAUCCAUUCAGAGACAAGAAAAGGGUAUGCCUAUAUCUUUGUUUCAGUCUUGUUGUUGACCUGCAUACAGUUCUAAUCUGCAGAUUUUGGUCCAGAAGCUUGUGAUUCAAUCGUUCUGUGUAAAAAAUCAACUGUAGGACUGUGAUUCAAGGUUGAUCAUAUUUAUAAGAGUUAGAGAAAGAGAGAGUUUUGGAGAGAUACUAAAGUGGAAUAUUAGGGUUGGAGAAAAACGUUGACAUGAGCAACAAGCAACCAGUUGAGUUAGACGACAAGCAAAUCGCCGAGCUGCGUGAAAUCUUUCGUUCUUUUGAUCGGAACAAUGAUGGCAGUCUAACACAACUUGAGCUCGGAUCACUCUUACGGUCACUUGGUCUAAAACCAAGCCCGGAACAGCUCGAAACCCUGAUUCAAAAGGCUGACAAGAACAGCAACGGAAUGGUUGAGUUCUCGGAGUUCGUGGAGCUUGUGGUGCCGGAGCUUCUUCCGGCUAAAUCUCCAUAUACAGAAGACCAGCUAAGGCAGCUGUUUGGGAUGUUUGAUAGAGAUGGAGAUGGUUUUAUCACGGCUGCCGAGUUGGCUCACUCCAUGGCCAAGUUGGGCCAUGCACUUACUGUGGAGGAGUUGACGGGGAUGAUCAAGGAGGCCGAUACGGAUGGAGAUGGGAGGAUUAAUUUCCACGAGUUCUCACAUGCCAUAACUUCUGCUGCAUUUGAUAAUUCAUGGUCUUGAAAUGAAACAUGGGUUUUAGUUUUGAACACCAGUGGCAGUUGGCGACAUUUGAAAACUCUUGAGGUUGCUGCUUUGGUCAUCUACAAUGAAAGACUGGGUUGUUUUUUCAUUUUAAUAUGAUUGUGUUGAUCCCGUUCUUGGUUCUUGCAGGUUGGACGAACUUUCGCGCCCGCAGCAUGUUGAUGAUCCAUUCCGACAUGCUCAGAAAACUACAAGUUUAUGCAGUGGUUGAUUCCUUUCAUUCAUGAACCAUGCUUUUGCAUGACAAAUGCAGCAUGUAUAUAUUCCUUUCUGACAUUAUCUGUUAGUAUGUUGGGUGAGUCGGGACUCGGGAAGUCUAUUUCCUCAAUCUCCUCCCGGCGACUUCGAAUUAGCUCAAGAUAUCUUCCAAAUGAUCUUAGGUUUAU